This is a messenger RNA of Exaiptasia diaphana, 4751 nucleotides long. Its product is annotated as tetratricopeptide repeat protein 28. Gene Ontology annotation, molecular function: protein binding. Bases 706 to 4326 code for a protein of 1206 amino acids. The transcript has 2 exons. The record is from RefSeq and is a predicted model, not a curated record. Lineage: Eukaryota; Metazoa; Cnidaria; Anthozoa; Actiniaria; Aiptasiidae.
UGUAAUGGUUCAACUUUAACCCCCCUCGAAAAUCCCAUGGUCCGUCCCUUAGGACACUGGGACUGAAACAACAGCUGUAAAUCGCUCAAUGUUGAAGCAAAUAGACUAAAACUYCAAAKAAAUGYAAAGAAAAAMACAACACACAGAUAGAGAUGUUUAUUUCUAUUGAAAUUAAUAUAUUUCGUAUAAAUGCUAAAAACCACACAAACACUUAGCCUGGGAUACCUGUGUACAUGUCAAAAAAUCAAAACAGGAACUCAAUCAAAAGACUMAUGCAUACCAUGGCUGGUUAGCUGGAUGGCUUACACGCAUUUGAUAAGAAUCACUGCUGUAUUUCAAAUGGUUAUACUUCAGCUGUUGAAUGGGAAAAAUACCGAGAAASCCUUACAAACGGAUUGACAAGCAAAUAUAACAUGAAAAUAACCUUAUAGCUCCUUAUUAUUGCUAUAAAUGCCACUAUCAUAAAGUGAAUUACUGAAGUGUACACUCAAUUGUCUGAUAACAGCAGAGGUCUUCAAAGCGGAAACUGAUCAGUCCUCUCCUGAAGUCAUUUAGCAGAAAAAGGAAYUAGGAUGGCGUCACCAACUUUUUGCCGUCAACUUGAUAGACAUUGUACGUGGUACUGAAAAAAUACUGGACACAAUUUUACCGAACGACCAUCAUUUUGAGAGUUUAUCCUGCUGCAUCGAGAUCAUUUGUCACAMAAUGGAUGAAAAGGGAUCAAACCUCGAAAUGUACAAAGACCAAGUGAAAAGAGCCAUUGAGAAAGGAAAUAAAAAGGAGGAACUUUCUKCACUAGACAACCUUGGACAAGUUUAUAUGUCACUACAACAGUUSAUUGAAGCAAUUCAGUGUCACACGAACUUGGCAAAUGUUGCCAUAGAGUUAGGGUUAAGCAUUCCAGAGGGAAGRGCAUAYUAUAAGAUAGCUCACGCACAUAGCUCGUUAGGUAAUUACAAGAAGGCGAUAGAGUAUUAYCAGAAGUGCCUUCACGUAUUGCAAGGAAAGGGAGAUAGUGGCAUAGAAAGAAUGACAUAUUGCAAUCUAGGAAGUACCUACUUUAUUAGCGGCAACACGCAGUACGAAUAUAGAGAGUCAAUCAAAUAUCUAGAAASAAGCCUUUCCAUGGCAUCAGAGGCAAAUGAUGUUUAUGUAGAGGCUAGGGCAUGCCAUAAUUUAGGUAACASCUACAUGGCUUUAGAAAAAUAUGAAGAAGCGAUUUCAUUCUACGAAAGAAGUCUGGAACGUAGUGAUGGUAACAAAGGUAUGGCUUAUCGACUGAUAGGAGAUGCGUWUWUUCAGCUUAAAAACUAUCAAGAAGCAAUCAAAAAUCACAGUUACAGCCUUGAGUACGCUGUCAGGUAUGACAACAAAGAGGCACAGAAAACAGCCUACUUAUGCUUAGGAACUGAUAGCCACASCAUGCGUCAUUAUGAUAAUGCAGUGUCCUAUUUKCAAAAGUACCUGAAUAUGGCUAAAAUGCUAGGAGAYAGAAGAGGGGAAGUAGAAGCACACAGGUUYAUAGGUAAUGCCUAUUUUGAAAUGCAGAAAAAUGAGGAUGCAUUGGUAUGUCACAAAAGUAGCUUAAGUAUAGCGGUAGAGAUAGGAGACAAAUACGGGGAGGAAUGUGCAUAUGUAAACAUAGGAAUUGCUUAUAAAAAYUUAGAGAAAUAUCGAGAAGCCAUAGAAUGCUACGAAAAAAGAUUGAAUAUUGCAGUGCAGAAGGGAGAUAGGAAGGAGGAAGGUAAAGUAGACAGUGAUAUUGCCAGAGCAUACGCUSGUUURCGAAAUUAUGAAGAAGCUAUCGUAUAUCACAAGAAAGCUCUCCAAAUAUCAAGAGAAAUUGGAGACAUCAGUGAGGAAGCAAGAGCCUACUCUAAUAUAGCUGAUGUCUUUUCUUCAUCAAGCAAUUACAGAGAGGCUCUCGAAUAUCAAGAGAAAUAUCUCCAAGUCGCUAUUAAAAUGGGUGAUAAAGAGAGUCAAAAUAAAGCAUACARCAMUAUGGGAGUUUUAAAUGGCAAAAUGAAUCGUCAAAAAGAAUCGAUCGAAUGCCUUGAAAAGCAAUUAGAAAUUGUUCUCGASAAAGGCGAUGCGUUAGCAGAGGCAAWCGUGUAUUGUAAUUUAGGCAAUGUUUACGUAGCGAUAGGUAGAUACCAGGAAGCGUUUCAGGGGUAUAAGAAAUGCCUAGCCAUUGCAGUAGAAUAUGAGGACAAACAUCUACAAGAGUUAGUGUAUUGUAACAUAGGUAAUGCUUACCAGGCGCUAGGAAAUCCUYUGGAAGCACAGAAGCAUUACCAAAAAAGUGCAGAUUUAGCAAUAAGUAGCGGAGAUCCAGAGGCAGAAGCAAGAGGGUACUGUAUUUUAAGUCGUAUAAGYAGCCAUUCCGGAGAUUACRAAAAGGCACUUGAAUACGCUAAGAGACAACUUAAUAUAGUUCAAUUGUUAGGAAAUAAGCAUGAACAAGUAUUUGCUUACCAUGAUCUUGGAAAAAAYUCCUUUYWUAUCGGAAAAUUUCAAGAUGCCAUUCAAUAUCUUGAAAGAAGUGCAAACUUAGCGAACGAAAUCGGUGACAGAAACGCAGAAGGRAAAGCAUAUGAAUACUUGGGAUAUGUUUAUCAAGACUACAAAAUGAACUAUCCAAAGGCUGUCCAUUAUUAUACAGCAAACYUCAAUCUCGCUAAGGAUGUUGGCAACAAAGAAGCAGCCGGAAAAGCCUGCAGGAACCUUGGAACUGCUUUUCUCUUUCAGUUUCUUGAUGGAAAAUCCGUUGAACACAAGGAAAAAGCAGAAAACUUCCUUAUAGAGAGUCUUAAAUGGUACGACUUGCUUUUCCAAGACAUCGGAGAACAGGAUCAACACAAGGUCAAUGUAGUUGAUACCUUCGUCUACACACACAAACUACUUGUGGAAUUCUACAUCGAAACUGAACAACCUGAGAGAGCACUACUGGUGUCGGAGCAGGAACGAGGACGUGCACUGGAAGACCUUUUGAUGAAAAAAUACAAGAUCGAUAAGAACGACCUCGACACACAUUACGACUUUCUUGGAUACGCUGACAUCGCGAACAAAGUGCUUUCUCAAGAUUCUUGCAUUUUGUUUUUCUCUGAUCUUAUGAAGAUGAGAAGAAGCAAUUUUGAAUUGCAAGUUGGAACAUGGGUCCUUAAUUUAGACAGUCGUGUGUCGUUUUAUCGGAAUGAACUUAAAGACAUCAAACAAUUACUAAAGGAAAAAUCUCUCGAAAAAGACAUUGAUCAGGACAGCAAGGAUGUCCUUCAUGACAUAGUUGAUAAAACCUACAAGACAAUGUCUACUAGAGGAACAACAGUUGAGUCUAGAGCUGAGAAUCGCUCAUUCAGCCAUCAUUUAAUURGUUCUUUUGACAAUGAUGAAGGCUCGAUGCAAGAGUUUAAAAACAGCAAGAGAAAUACUUAUGAUGAAGAACUYGACGAUGAUUACUUCGAAGUACUCUUUGGUGCAUUGAUYACUCCAGUACAGGAUAAGCUGACCCACGAAGAGAUUGUUAUCAUCCCUGAUGGACCUUUGUUCAAAGUCCCAUUCGCAGCUCUACGAGAUCCUAAGACUCAAAGAUAUUUGUCAGAGACUAAACGUAUUCGAAUUGYUCCCUCUCUUAMCAYMUUAAAGAUCCUGAAUGAAUCCUCUCCAGAAUCACACAACAUGAAAGGUGCACUCAUCGUUGGCGAUCCUGACGUCGAGGGAAAAAGAAUGUUGAAAGGYAACGAAAUAUUUUUYMAUCSAUUACCAAAUGCUCGGCUCGAAGCAGAAMAGAUUGGUUGUAUUCUUGGYGUGAAUGCACUAACAGGAGCAMAAGCAACCAAGCAAACUAUCAAGGARCGGCUCAAGGAAGGUGUUGCUGUCAUUCACUUUGCAGCACAUGGAUGUGCAGACAGUGGAGAAAUAGUACUCAGUCCACCCGAAUCUCUAAAGGGCACACAGACCAYACCCUCAGAAGAAGACUAUCUGUUGACAAUCAACGAAGUGCAAGAGAUUGGACUACGAGCAAGACUUGUUGUGUUGAGCUGCUGUCAUAGCGGUCGUGGUGAGAUCAAGUYAGAGGGUGUGAUUGGAAUGAGUCRAGCAUUUCUUGCUGCCGGUGCCCUUGCUGUUGUGGCAUCCUUGUGGGCGGUAGAGGACCUUGGUACGAGAGUGUUUAUGCAGAAGUUCUACGCACAUCUUAAGCAAGGGAAGAGUGCAAGUAGAAGUCUCCAGCAAGCCAUGAAAGAAAUGAGAGAGAUGGUGCAAUACGAAAAACCGAAUUUCUGGGCUCCUUUUGUCCUGAUAGGUGAUGAUGUGACUGUGAGUCUGUGAGUUGUAUGGCUCAUACGARCUUUGUCAAUGAAGUUGCACUAAGACGUUAAUAACUAUGUUUUAGAUUAGAAUCGUUGAUAUUGUGAUGAACAUUGUUUGAUUGACAAGAGUGCGUUCAGUAAAAGUGUGAAACACUAAUUACCAAAAUUGUGCAAAAGAUACCAGCUGAUAAAAGAAAACAAAAUUAGACUUAGCAUAAGAUAAUACAAUUCAGUAUUACUAAUUUUUCACGGUUUUACUAAAACACUCUAAUUUUUAGCAUAACAUAUGUAGCAAAAUAUAACUGCAUGCAGACCGUUCCACUGAGUUAGCACAAAGCUAACUAGCUGGCUAGCUCUACUAAAUACAUGUACAUAUCCUAUAUAUCAAGUGCAGAUAUAUGUUUUUAUAUAAUAAAUUUAUAAUCAAAAGAAAAUUGACUUUUA